Molecule: messenger RNA, 3390 nt
Organism: Rhodotorula toruloides NP11
Lineage: Eukaryota; Fungi; Basidiomycota; Microbotryomycetes; Sporidiobolales; Sporidiobolaceae
Product: cell cycle inhibitor, Nif1
Exons: 7
Coding region: 1-3390 (1129 amino acids)
Molecular function (GO): protein binding
Source: RefSeq, a predicted model, not a curated record
AUGGCCACGCAGGCGGAUCGGGCUGGCUCAGCGGCUUCCAUCGCUCCCCUACCCCACUUCCCAGCAAUCUCUUCGAUCCGGCCUCUCCGACCGCCCCAGUCUGCGACACAGCCUGCUCCUUUACGAGCCAAGCGGAUGGAAGAACGGGGAGGAAUGGGACGGGACGAGUUGCUUGAAGCGGUUCUUGAGAAUCGGAGGAAACACGGCUGUUUGAGGGAGGUGCAGGCUCCGUACGCGGGUCAGGCGGCGCAAGGAGAUGCAGAAGAUGUACGAGGGUACACUGAGGACCAGCAGGGAAACGAAGGAGUCGUCGGGACUUGGAGAGAGGACGACCAACCCGCCGAGAUCCUUCGCGACAACGCCCAACCCUCCAGCUCCUCGCCCACGCUCGUCCCCUCCGGCGCAGUUAACCUAACCCGCAUGACCUCAACCCGUCGAUACAUGGCCGAACUCGAACCAGACGAGCAGGACGAGGCGGAUCACCGGUCGACCUGGCAUUCGGCUUGGGGGAGUGAGGCGCGCGAUUCGGUGGCGAGUCUUGAGCCGAUGAAGCGGAGACCUGACGCGAUGGGUGUCAAGGGGAGGCUGUUGGGCGAGGGGAGGAGGGAGAGCAGCAUGACGGUUGCCAGCGUCGAUGGGGACCCUUUCUCGUUCUCGGCAUACACCGGCAUUCCUUCACCUCGAGACGGCGCCUUCACACAGCGCGCCUCUGCGUCCAUCCCCUCUACUUCCACGAGCUCCCGUUCUUCCCGCUCACAUCCACCUCCCACUCUCUCGCCUUCGCCUCCGACGCCCGACUCUCCUGCAACGCCAAUCGUGCGGAUAGGCCCGCCUUCACCGACCACGGAGGCAUUCCUGCAGAACCCGCACGAUUCGGCGAUGUGGUCGGAAGUUCUUCCUCCCAGCGAGCCUAUACGACCAGCACCCGUCGCUGAAGCGUCAAAGCCUAUUCUCGAGCCGUCACUCAGCUCGAGUCAAGGGCGUAUUCGCUCACAAACCUUCUCUUCGACGCCCAAAAACUUCUCCCGCCCGUUCGUUCCGCCCACCCCAGCGAGUCCUUCCUACGCACAACCGUCCUCUCCACGCCGCCUAGACCCGAUCGACGCGCACAUCUCCGCUCGUCGACCCUCCUCUCCUUCACGAACAGACACGCUCGACUCGGCUCAUCCCUCUCCGAUCGACCGUUCUUCUUCGCUCGGCCACGCCUCGUCCGUCGCUGCCUCUCUCGAGCGGUUCUCGUCCAUCGGUCACUCAAGUCAGACGAGUCAUGGGACGUAUGCGAUGAUUUGGGUCGAUGAGGGAAAGAGAGCGAGGGGGUUGGAGGAGGAGGCCAGGAGGGCGAUUGCGCUUGCGAGGGGGAAGAGUCUGCGAGAUGUGGCGGACCGACGGUACGAGGAGAACGAAUCUGUGCUUGGGAUGGAGGAGUUGCGGACCGACGUCGGCGAAGAUGCAUAUGGCGGAGAAGAGAUGGAGAAGCCGGUUGGGCCUGUUUCGACGGGUGCGGUGGCUUCAGGCACGGUGGCGGAGUCGAAGCUUUCCCCGCCCCCUCCUCCCUCAGCAUACUCGGUCUCGGAGUACGACGACUCGGCUGCUCAAUCCGCCGUCUACUCCGCCGACGAAUACCUCGAGCCGCCUUCGCCUUUUACCGGCUCGCGACCACCUCCUUCGCCUCCCGUCCCUCCCGCCUUCCAGCUCUCACCCUCGUCGCCACUCGACCCGCAUGGCUUCGCUCGCUCGCCCUUCUCGCCUUCUUCCUCCUCACUUCCGCCCUCUUCUCCUUCUCAGCUAUCGUCCGCGCCGUCUUCCGCAGCGCCUCGACGACGCAAUGUCCUGCGCAAACCUCGUCCGCCACACUCGUCGACCGAGUCAGCCGCGAUGGCGCGCUCGGUCUCGGACACCUCCUCCGGACCGUCCGAAUCGUCGCGAACCGGCCGGGGGGAGAAGAAGCCUGGUGUGUGGUCGAGGAUCCGGUCGAAGUCCAAGAGUCGCACCCGCGAGACGUCGGAUCAAGGUCUGUGGGCCGCCGAACGACCGCCUCUUCCCUCUCACCCAACUUCAGCGACUGCUCCGCCGACGCUUCUCUCGCAGUCUCUUCCGCCCUCUUCAGCACCUCCAGCAUUCGGCUCACGGUACAAUCCUUCGCCGACUCCGACUUCCGCCUCGGUUCCAACAAUGCCUCACUCCGCCUCCCUCUCGCCGUCCUCGCACUUAUCCCCUCUCCCGCCUCACUCGCCCGCGCCGUUAUCCGCGCCGCUCUCGCAAGCCGAAUUUGCGCGACUAGCGGCUUCGCGUCCUGCUUUCGCCCGCGGAAGGUCAGAUCUCUCGUCUCGCAGUGGGGGAGCCGGUGUACUCAAGAACGUCCAAGGAGCGCGGAUCGUCCAGCCGAGGAUGGUGACGGGCGAAGUCGGUGCGCGGGGUGUGAUCGUCCGGCAUGGACUUGCGAACGGCGGAAGUGUCGGCAACGAUGAUGUCGAGCGUCUGAGCGAGAUGAUGGGGCGGUCAAUGAGUGACCAGGGACACUACCAGCAUCUGAAGCAGCAGCCGUCCAUUCAGUCGCUCUACUCGGACAACUACUCCUUCUACUCCCUCCCGCCUUCACACGACGCCUCGCCCACUACUCCAACCGGUCCGAUCUCCUCACCGUUGUCGGCGCUCGUCCAGCAACACUCGCGAGGCGUCUCGACGCAGUCGUCGUUGUCGACGUUGCAGAAGCUUGACUUGGCGACGAAGGGGAAGAGACCGAGCAUUGUUGGGCGGACGCCGAGCGGGAAGGAGGUCAGGAGGGAGCCGGUGACGCCCGACGACUUCUUGCAACUCGGCAUCGACUUGCACGAGCAGGGCGAGCUUGAGCGGGCGGCGUGGUCUUUCGAGCAGAGCGCGAAGAAGGACGGCGGAUGCGGAGCAGGGAUGCUCAUGUACGGCCUCACGCUCCGCCACGGCUGGGGCUGCCAAGUCAACGCCCCGCUCGGCUUCCGCUACAUCCAGUCAGCCGCUGAGUCAGUGGUCCACGACCUUGACCGCGUCGUUUUCGGCGGGCGGAGCUUGUCCGAGGCUGAAGCGAACACCAAGGCUGCCAGGAACGAGCUCGUGUUGGCGCUGUACGAGAUGGGCCAGAGUUACCGCUUCGGACUCGGCGUCGAGAAGAACAAGAAGAUGGCCGUCUCCUACUUCAAGCUCGCCGCCGACCUCGGCGACAUCGACGCGCAACAAGACGUCGCCUUCUGUUUCUCCAACGGCAAAGGCUGCGAGAAGGACAAGAAGCUCGCGGCGCAUUACUACCGGCUUGCGAUCGCACAGGGUGCGAGCGACUUUGGGCUGAGUUGGGUGUACAAGGAGAAGUAUCUGGAGGGCGAGGGGGAGAAGAAGGGCAAGAAGGGGAAGGGGAAGUGA